This is a messenger RNA of Cyclopterus lumpus (lumpfish), 1398 nucleotides long. Its product is annotated as E3 ubiquitin-protein ligase RNF19B-like. NCBI's taxonomy places the organism in Eukaryota, Metazoa, Chordata, Actinopteri, Perciformes, Cyclopteridae. The record is from RefSeq and is a predicted model, not a curated record. The transcript is spliced from 4 exons. Bases 50 to 907 code for a protein of 285 amino acids.
GCACGCCUUAAAUGCUGCGGCUGGUCUCACAGGAGAGCCGAGAGUCGACAUGGGGACCAACUCGUUCGCUGCAGAGGAUGAGAAACGUGUGUUUUUCAACGAAAGAUACGUCGGACAUGAAGAGGAGCUGAGUCCUCCUCGUGAGAGGUGCUACGACCCCCACGACGCCACUCUGACGUUUGUAGACGGAGAGGACGAUUUAGAUUUUUUGUGCGCUGACUACAAGUCUCUCCGAGCUCGGAUGUCCUGCGGGCACGCGGUCACUCCCACGUCUCUCAUCAACUGGUGCCACCGUUUGCUGGACAAGGGUGAAUGCACAUUUGUGUGCGCACAAACGGACUGUGAUGUCAAGUGGCCCUUCGAGGAGGUUUGUAAAAUGGCUCUUCUGACCCCCGAAGAAAUGGAGGACUUUGAGAAGAAACUUUUUCAAAACGCUGCCAAAGAUUCCUUGGACGUCAAAUGUUGUCCCGGCUGCAAAUCCCGUGUGAUGAGAGCUGACGUCCGUAAUCUGUGUGUUGAGUGCCCGGUGUGCACAGCUAAAAGAAGAAGGACUUACACGUUCUGCUGGCUGUGUUUGAAGAGAUGGAAAGGUCCGGCUCCUUGGUCAAAGCACUGUGGAAACCACGAGUGCCAAAACCCUCUGGAAAUACUGAAGAGCUGCCCUCACAUCACCUUCAAGGAUGUGAAGGGGGUCACCGGCUGUCCCUCCAUCCGGGCCUGCCCCACCUGCGGUUUGCUGGUGGAGCACAACACAAAGCAAUGUAACACCAUUGUUUGUCGCCUUUGCAAAGUGAAGUUCUGCUUCGUGUGCCUGAAGCUCACCGGAGAGUGUCGGACUAAUUAUAAUCUUUGCUCCGGUGGUGUGGCUCCGAGACAGACCUCCAUGCCCGUGUGGCAGAGGACGUGAAUCUGUUGAUUUAACACCGCGAUCUCAAGGAAUAAACACACUUUUUUUUCUGUUUUUUUUCGUAUAACUGAUAUGUCUCCAGCACUAACUCUGCUUUUCAAAAUAGUUAGAGCCUUUAUGAUCUUUUCUGUAUACUUCAGCCCAUAUGAGAAUGUGUUUCCUUCUUCCCACGGUUGAAAGAUUUAUGGAAAAUGUAGAUGUAAUUUUUUGUCUCUAAUGUAAAAAAUCCUGAAAAGAGACUAUAAAUGUCAAAUACAUCAAUAUUUCCCUCAGAAAUGGAGAGUUGUGGAAGUAUAACAGAAUAUGGAAGUGCAGUACUGAGUAAAUACUGAGCUACAAAUAAAUAUUGGAGAUGAGAGGGUUCUUAUAGCACUGCUGGUUAUAGAUGUAUAACAUAUAUAUAUUCUGAAUAAAUGCAUUUUUGUCAAAAACAUGAAGCUGGAAUAUUUGUCUCUCAAACUUAUUACAAUACAAUAAACCUGUGAAUCAUC